GUGCGCCGCUGAGCGCCGGCGGACCUGGCUCUCCAAGCACAGCCAGUGCGCUGCAGUUCCAUGAGACACCUUCUGGUUUCAACUACGCUGCGCUGCAAGAAGAAGUUCCUCAUCAUUUUUGGGGGAGCUUUGCAUUUGAGAGGAAAGCCCGACAAAGUGGAUAAAAGGUCUGGGUAGAAGCUGCUCCAGCGUAUUCCCGCGGACUUUGGAUUACUUUGCCAAGAGUUGCAAGCCUUUCAUCGCCAUGUUACAAUACUUCCUACUCGCCGUCCUGUCUUCUGGACUGGUGUUAUCCUCUGACUGCCCAACAGACUGUAACUGCCCAAUCCAGGGGUCGAUAUUCUGCAUUCAUCUUCCAGCACUCAUUGUGCCCCAUGUCCCAACCACCACAAAAAAUCUCUACAUCUUCAAGAAUGGCAUCAAGACUUUGUCCCAAGAAGACUUCAGAGGUCUGGUGGAGUUGCAGAUGUUAGAUCUGAGCCAGAAUGAGCUUACAGAGAUUCCGGAUGGUGUAUUUGAGAUGCUGUCAGAUCUGAAGAACUUAGACUUGUCCUCUAACCACAUUACCCACAUAUCCAAAGGCAGUUUUUCUGGGAUGGUACAACUGGAGAGGCUGUAUCUCCAUGCAAAUCGUAUUCAGAGCAUUCAUUUGGAAGCUUUUGAAGGUUUAGAGAAGUUGCUAGAAUUAAAGUUGCAAGGGAACCAGCUAACCUCUCUGCCAUCUCUGCAGUUCCCCAGUCUUCUCCUUUUAGACCUCAGCAGCAACAACAUCCCAACCUUAAAUCCUUCAGACCUCCAGACUCCCCACCUGGAGACACUUAAAGUGGCCUCUCUAAAGCUUACUACUGUGGAUGAGGAUCUCAUAGCUUCCCUGAAGAAUCUUCAUGAGCUAGAUAUUUCAUCAAACCAGUUAGAUGAGGUGCCCUGGGCCCUAAACCAGGACUUCCUAAAAGGGCUGACCAAGUUGAGCCUAGCUGGCAACCCACUGGGUGAGCUGAGGGUGGAGGACUUCCAGAAACUGUCUGGGCUACAAGAACUGGAUCUCAGUAGUCUUAAUCUCCAGGGAUUCCCCCCCAGUUUUUUUCAUAUAUUUCCCAAGUUGAAAACCCUGACAGCAGCUGAGAAUCCAUUCAACUGCUUGUGCCCGUUAGCCUGGUUCCCUGUCUGGCUAAAAGAGCGGAAAGUGACUCUUGGGCGACAUGAGGAGACCAGAUGCCACUUUCCUCUAGUUAAUGCUGGGAAGAUGCUUUCGGAGCUGGAGCACAAAGAUUUUGGAUGUCCAUCAACCACAACAGUGCAGAUGGGCUCUCCCAUUGGAAGUACUCCAGUUUCACAGAUGCCAUACACAUCUCCAGCGACCCAUACCAAUGCUAUUCCUCCUCCACUACUACCUAGUGAAGAAACUAUCUCCCCAAAAACAGAAUCUCCAGUCUUCCCGAGCUCCACCAGUGGGGAAAACGAGCACUUUUGCCCACCAAACAUCUGCCUUAAUGGUGGUACUUGUAAUUUUGACCCAGUGGGAGAACUUGGUUGUUUGUGUCUACUGGGCACAUAUGGUCUCUACUGUGAAAAUCUCAAUGAGGUUCCUGAACCACCAGAACAUUCAGCAACUGAAGUUUCUGUAGUUACCCCCGAGAUGCCUGACAAACUUGAUGCUAUCAGCUCACGUCAGGUGACCUCCACAUCAAUCCUUCUUGAUCUGCACCGCUUUAUUGAGACACAGCCACAUAUUCGUGGAAUCAGGUUGACCUACCGUAACCUCUCAGGGCCUGACCGCCGCCCCAUUAUAUUGAAUGUUCCAGCAUCCUACCCUGAAUACACUUUACGUGGUUUGAGACCGAACUGUACCUAUUCAGUCUGUGCUAGUCCUUUGGGAGAGAGAAUCAGCUCUAAGGCCAACAGUUCUGCUGAAAUUGGGUCAUGUACAGAGGCUCGCACUGAUGGGGUUCCAGUGACAUCCUUGGAGCCAUGGGUGGAGACAAAGUCAUCUAUGACAAAUACUCUCAUCCCUGCUUUAGCUUCUCUGGCACUGGUGCUGGGAUUGGCUGUGGUGGCUGGGACGAUCAUCUGUCUGCGGAAGAGGAGGCAUGCCAAUGCUGGAUUGGAGCUGGAGCUGGGCCCUGCUGAUCCUGAUCCCAUGGAACUUGAGGGGAUAAAGGCUUGUCUGGAGAAUGGGGGAAAUGGUACAAUACCCCUCAAACAGCCGGAGAUCGAUCAUUGUUUCACUCCACAGCCGUCUCCAUAUUUGCAACAAAAUGGGGGGUUGGACUAUGAAGCACCCUUAGUGCAAGGACACUGCCCUUCAAAUAACAAUGUAACAUUGUUGAAACCAUCUUAUUUUUAACUCUUGGGAAGAUUUUGGAAAGACUGUCCAUCUAAAGUUCCUGAUCUUGCUAUGGCUCACUUAGUGAUUAAAAUCAAAUUUUCAUUCCAAAUAUCCCAAAAUUGAAAAGUGGCACUUACACAACGAAAUGGAGGAUUUCUUUUGGAGACGCUGAAUAAUGAAAUUAAGAUGACAUUAUAUUGGAAGUUUGCUAAAUCACUGUGGGACAAACAAAUUGGAAGUUUUAAAGUCAUCAAGCAGGGUUGGAUGGUGGUGAUUAAAUUAAGUGCAAUUGACUAGAAAGGUCUUAGUAGUGAACUGAAAACGGAAGUGCCUUUUGCAUUGACACAACUGUACCUGACAGUUCUUUUUUAAAUGUCUUUGUUUAUAAAAAAGAAACAAUGUGACUGAGUCGUAAUCCUGUUGCUGGAUUUAGGAGAUAUGGUAUGGGGCUGAGCUUUUGGGCUACAGAACUGGAUCACAUGUCAUUGGUCUACAUGAAAACACUCGGACCACACGUCCCAAUACAAACUGGAGUUUCAACCAACCCCAGCUCUGCACCAUGGGGAUUCUAAAAAAAAUCUUGCACUGAACAAAAAAAAAAAUUCAGAUUUUCCUUUCCAAUGUUCCACUUGCAGACUGUCACAAGGUUAAUGCUCAAAAGGAAACGAAACUAAUAAAAAAUUUGCAAUAAGCUGAAGACCAUAGGAGCUGUAUGAACUCUGUAAUUUGUUUUUGAAACAAAACUUGCAAGUUUCCUGCACACAUCUGGAUUGUUCUGACUCAACAACUAUAAUUCUGCCACAUCUCACAGCAUUUGGCUAUUGUGGGAAAUAUAUUUGCUGUGAAAAGUAAAGGGGAAUGAACUUUGCCUGCAUUGUUCUGUGCCAUCACUGGCAGAUUGUUAGGUUUAGUUGAUAUUAUGAUAUUCCAUUUUUGUUCUGUGUUUUUGUAUUUUUAGCAUUUUUUUUAAUUCACUAUUGCUAAUAUGUGUUUAAACAGUGAUUGUCUUUGCCUUAAAAAAACAUGCAUAAAUCCUUGAUUUUGAUCAUUUUAAGGUUACUUGUAGCUAAAACUGUCCCAAGCUGAAUGGAGAAGUAAAUAAUGGCUUAAGUUCACUGAAGACCAAAUCCAAAAGCAGCCAGCAGUAGUUAAAACUCUCAAAAACUCAACCAUCCUUACAUUAAGUACAGAUUACUUUUUACAUUUUUUUUUUACCAACAUAUGUCUGAGGAACUCAAAGUCAAUGUCAGAUACUUUAGUUUCUCUGCCAGGUUUGCCGACACUCCAUAAAGACACAGUUUAAACAAGCCUCAGACUGUUUUUGAACAACAAAGAUUCCAAAACUGUUUAAAGGCCUUUUGCCUCAGAGCGCACUCCUAUAAAGCAGCACACAUGUGCCAAGAAAAGAAGUUUAGAGAUUUGGAGUUUAAAGCACUAGUUUUCUCUUGGGGCUGCUGACUGUAUCGUCUCAGAGAUAUCGUCUAGACAGUGGCCCCUUUAGCUUUUUGUUCACUUGUACCCUCUUACUUGUCUGCCCCUUCACUUUAAUCAUCAUCAUCAUGUGUUUUUGGUCAGCAACGAUUAUUGGCUUGUGUACUUGCAGACUGUUUUGCUUGUUUACUGCCAACCAGACUGUGAAAUGUAAAGGCUAAAAGCAAUAUAAUCUAUUUUCUGUCUUUAUUUUUUAUUUUCUGUUUGGGGCUAGGGUUUAAAUGUUUUAUUUUUGCCUUUGUGUG
This is a messenger RNA of Archocentrus centrarchus (flier cichlid), 4062 nucleotides long. Its product is annotated as vasorin-like. Gene Ontology annotation, molecular function: protein binding. NCBI's taxonomy places the organism in Eukaryota, Metazoa, Chordata, Actinopteri, Cichliformes, Cichlidae. Bases 245 to 2344 code for a protein of 699 amino acids. The transcript has 2 exons. The record is from RefSeq and is a predicted model, not a curated record.